GGGAUUGUAUUAAUUUUAUGUUGGCAUAACUGAUCGUCUUCGCGAAAUAUGCACGCAUUGAGACGCCUGAAUUUAGAAUGUUCUUUGAAUAUCUAUGUUGAAAUUUAUAGAAAAACGCGAGUGAACCACAAUUUACGCGGAUUAUCUCCUCCAAACUAUAACUUGAAUUGUUGUUCUUUGUGUAAUAGUGACUGUAGUGGGUGACGAACAAAGAAAAACGUAGUGCGUCUAAAGUUAAAACAUGGUGCCGCUAGGACCGGGGCCAGGCCAUCCUGCUGCACAUCAAACGCACGGUGGACCUUCUACCAAUCUUUCCGGCUCCAAUUCCUUAUCACAGAGUGCCCCACAAUCGAAUAAAUCUUCAGUGGCGAAGCCGAAUUAUACAUUGAAAUUCACGCUCGCUGGGCACACGAAAGCAGUUUCAUCCGUUAAAUUCAGUCCCAAUGGAGAAUGGCUGGCUAGUUCGUCUGCUGAUAAACUUAUUAAGGUGUGGGGUGCUUAUGAUGGUAAAUUUGAAAAGACCAUAUCUGGACACAAAAUGGGCAUCAGUGAUGUGGCCUGGUCCUCAGACAGUAGAUUGAUUGUCAGUGCUAGUGAUGACAAAACUUUAAAGGUAUGGGAAUUAAGUUCUGGAAAAUGUUUAAAGACACUAAAGGGUCAUAGCAAUUAUGUGUUCUGUUGUAAUUUCAAUCCUCAAAGCAAUCUUAUUGUAUCUGGCAGUUUUGAUGAAAGUGUACGAAUAUGGGAUGUAAGGACAGGAAAGUGUUUGAAGACUUUACCAGCACACUCAGACCCAGUAUCGGCAGUUCACUUCAAUAGAGAUGGAAGUCUUAUUGUAUCCUCAAGUUAUGAUGGCUUAUGUCGAAUCUGGGAUACAGCAUCCGGGCAAUGUUUGAAGACACUAAUAGAUGACGACAAUCCUCCAGUAUCUUUUGUAAAGUUUUCACCGAAUGGCAAAUAUAUAUUAGCUGCUACUCUAGACAACACAUUAAAAUUAUGGGAUUAUAGCCGGGGCAAGUGCCUUAAGACCUACACUGGCCAUAAAAACGAGAAAUAUUGUAUUUUUGCUAACUUCAGUGUCACCGGUGGAAAGUGGAUAGUAUCAGGUUCAGAAGACAAUUUGGUCUACAUAUGGAAUCUCCAGUCAAAAGAAAUAGUACAACGGCUCUCAGGACAUACGGAUACUGUACUUUGCACUGCUUGCCACCCCACUGAAAACAUUAUAGCAUCGGCCGCUCUGGAAAAUGACAAAACUAUCAAACUUUGGAAGAGUGAUACUUAAAAUUUAGCUUCGGCUUUCAAGCAGAAGCAGUGAUCUGUACACGUGGCUUCAUAUUGCAAGCCCCUACGACACCAAUUUGUGACAAUUGUAUAGAUACCAGCUGUGGUAUUGGACAUUGAACGCUGAACAUAUUUUCGUUUCUAAUCAUUAAUUGAUCACAGUGAAAUGUGUGGCAUUUUCGGUUGUUAUAAUUAUAUACAUAUUUUUGUAUCUGACGUAUAAAAUGAUAAGUUAUGAAAUGUUUUAGCCAUUAUGUUUUAAUUAAGAUUGAGUUUAAGAAUGUCGCUUAGUAAUAAUUUGUUGGAUACGAUUAAAAAUUUAGUAGUUAU
This is a messenger RNA of Galleria mellonella (greater wax moth), 1611 nucleotides long. RefSeq names its product WD repeat-containing protein 5 (gene wds). The transcript is spliced from 8 exons. Gene Ontology annotation, molecular function: histone binding. NCBI's taxonomy places the organism in Eukaryota, Metazoa, Arthropoda, Insecta, Lepidoptera, Pyralidae. Gene Ontology annotation, cellular component: Set1C/COMPASS complex. The coding region runs from base 242 to 1282 and encodes 346 amino acids. The record is from RefSeq and is a predicted model, not a curated record.